AUGACAUCCACACGGGCCAAGGACUUCCUCACUAAAGAGCUGUUCAUUAAGAAAAAUGUGGUCACAUUCCGGUCCUUGAGUCGCGAGCUCGGUAUUCACGUCAAUGACGCGAAGAAUGAACUCGCAGCGUAUCUAGCUGAAACAGCCAACACCGAUACACCAUCGUUCGCGACGUACAUGGUCUCUGGCCAGAUUGCUCCGCUGUAUGCGCAUCAAUCUGUAAUGCGCUCGAAGAUAGUUCUGGUGGACUGUGAUGGACUGCAAGACGCGAAAGCUCAAUUUGAGCGUAUACAUUCCGUGUACAUAUAUAGCUUGUCCCCUUCAGUCCUCCGUGACGCUGGCUUGAUUUGUCAACCGACGGUCAUUGUCCGGGGUAUAGACGCGAAGGGCAACCCCGCACUCAACGGGAAGAUAAUCGGUGCAGGCGUCAAGACCAAGAAACGGCUACCCAAAAAUGCUUCUGCAGCAUCAUCCUCAAAGACAACGUUAGAUGCGCCGAAGCCAGUCGUUCCUCAGCCUUCUAUUUUCCCGCGCAAGUCAGAACUUCUUUCAGAAAAGAGUAAGGAUAAGGAAGGAUCAAAGGACAAGGAACAUGCAAAAUCACUGGCCGCACCGAAAGAAAAACCUAAGCCGACUGGGAAACAGGAUUGGAGUAAGAGCAGAAGUAAGGAGCAGGAGACCGCAUCAGGAGCACACGUUAAGGACAAGGCGAAGCCUCAACCGAAGCAAGAUACUAAAGCUUCGUCAUCUUCGGCAAAGUUGGCUGAUAAACCAUCGGGAAAUGGUGACGCGGGUCUGCCAUCUUUGAAGAAAUCUAUUUCAAAGCUACAUGUAGUGGAGCCAAAGCGAGCUACUAAACGCAAGUCACCGGAUCAAUCAGACUCGGAUGUAGACAUCGAAGACAAGCCAAUGCCUAAAGACAAGGAAGCCAUCCCUACCGCAACGAGCAAUGCGAGAGUGAAAAAGGGUGUCAUUGUGUCGGAUGAUGAGGAUGAGGAAGUCCCGAGCAGGUCACGUAAAAAGAUUACUCGGUCGACUUCAGACUCUGAGAGGAGCCUUGCAGCGAUGAUGGAUAUUGAUGAUGAUCAAGUUGUCAGGGUGUCUCGCUUGUCCUCUCAUCGCCCCGACGAUGUGGUAGACGAUACUGGUGACGAGGUCGACCAAACUGAUGUUGACCUCCUGACAUCUAGCGCUGGCGAGGAGGAAGAGGAAGAGGAUCUUAAACCGCAGGCUAAGAAGAGGAAAUCUAGGAAAGUGGUCCCUGUCGGGCGCAACGGUUUGAAGAAACAUCGUGUCAUGAAAAGUCGUACCACCACUGAUGCCAAAGGCUACAUGCAAACGGAAGAUUAUUCUUCUUAUGAAUCCGUCAGCGAAGAUGAAGCUCCGCCUGAGGAUGCAAAGAAGUCCAAAGGCAAGAAAAAGGCAGAACCGAAGUUGAAGGAUGAGGCGGAGGAAAAAUCGGUAGUUAAUUCAAAGAUCAAGGAGACGAACUCUUCACGCGGGGCUAAACCCAAGGCUGGGAAGGCAGCGAAACGUGGUGGUCCUGUUGAAUUUCUUUGGGCCCGACAAAACUAA
Messenger RNA from Suillus paluster, 1575 nucleotides. Its product is annotated as DNA polymerase subunit Cdc27. The transcript is spliced from 10 exons. Gene Ontology annotation, biological process: DNA strand elongation involved in DNA replication; DNA replication; DNA synthesis involved in UV-damage excision repair. Lineage: Eukaryota; Fungi; Basidiomycota; Agaricomycetes; Boletales; Suillaceae. The coding region runs from base 1 to 1575 and encodes 524 amino acids. Gene Ontology annotation, cellular component: delta DNA polymerase complex; nucleus. Gene Ontology annotation, molecular function: DNA-directed DNA polymerase activity. The record is from RefSeq and is a predicted model, not a curated record.